CCAAUCUCAAACUGGCCUCGUGCGCACGACAGGGUGGUGGCUAUGUGUUGCCAUGGGUUAUGGGGAGUGGUCGGGGGGGGGGGCGGCGGCAGAGGAGGAGGAUGAGGAGGGAGAUGUGGAGCCCGAGGUGUGGGGAGCGCGACCUGAUGGCAGUGUUUCCGAGCAGGAGAUCCAGCGGCAGAUUGUCGCUUUCCGUAACGGCCGACCGUCCAGAGCCCGUCCGGUUCGGGACGUGUUCGGCAGCAGAGCGACGGAGCUGCGACCAUGGCCGGAGGGUGGGGAUGAUGUGGACCGUUCACUUACGGUGGGGGUCGUGACGGCACAGAUUCAUUCACAUGAGUUAUCACUGGUACUGUGUCGUCGAUCGCGCCGGCGAGUGGCAGCAGCAGAGUCGGCGGUGGUCAUGGAGGACGUUCGCAUGCGGAGGCGUUGGGAGGUUAGGAGCGGCAGCGAGGCGGAGGGGGAGGCCGAGGAUGAGGAGAUGCACCUUCGCGAUCGUCGCUUCUCUCCCUCCUACCAUCCGAUCUCCGCACAGUCCAAGGGGGAGCCACUUAGGCGUUCGGAGAGGUUGGCGUCGGCAGCAGGCAGAGACCGGACACAUGACGGCGAGGAUCGUGGGGGGGAGAGGACUCCUUCCGACGCCGGUAUCCGCCGCCAUUCGCCGUCGGUGCUCCGCACACAGGACUUCGAGGACAUAGGGCUUGGUGGGAGCUUGGCAGAUUUGAGUGUCGAGGGACGUCGACGUGCCUCACCACAGGAUGUGCGCAUAGACGCGGACGUUGAGCGGGGCCCUGUUGAGACUGAGGAGAAGAGGCAUGCCCAUUUGGACCGAGAGGAGGAGGAGCGGCUGAGUAGUUUGCCACGGUGGGAGGGUCGGUUUGCGUAUCUCGACGAGCAGCGUCGGCAGAGGGACUUGGAGACAGGAGGAGAGGGGAUCCGUGACGUCGACGACUCGGGUGUCCCUGAGGAGGCGGUUCAGGGCGAGUUCGAUUAUGAGGGGCAGGAUGCCGCCGCGGGUGUCCCUGAGUCGCAGGAUGUUGUCAUGGGCGGCGGGUCCCCUACGUGCGACAAAGGAGAGGGUGGACCCGGUGGAGAUGGGGAUACCGCGGGUGCCGGUGGAGACAAUGGACCGGACGGCGACGAUGACGACGACCACGGUCCGGAGGACGAUCCAGAUAGGCUCGCCUUGGUGUUGAGGGACCCCACAGUGCCUCCCUUGCGCCCUGACGGCACAGCGCACACUUUCUUCGACGCCGACGCUUUGGCGCAUGCAUUGACGGAUGACCGUUUCGCACACAUGGGCCGCAAGACCGGCAAGCAGCGGGCCCCUGGGAGGCUAUAUUCACCGCCACCGUUCACAGUGGUGAGCCCUCACUGGUCGGGUUCGUCGCUCAGUGGCGUUAGAGGGAGGGAGUCUGGUGCAGGUGAGGUGGGGUCCGGCAGACGCCACGACCGCGGCAGAGAUAGUGCAGGAUCGAUGCCUCCACCGCUCGCACGGACUCCGGAGGGCAGGUUCGACACCGGGGACCGGACGGUGGCACCCGGAGUUGCGCAUAGUGGCGGUUCCCCGCCGCCAGUCCGAGGAGGUGUGGGUGGCGGAUGGUCAGCUGUUCGUCGUGUCGGGGACCGGUUGCGGGCGGAUUACGACGCCGGGAGGGGCGUCUUCAUGGGACGUGCGCCUGCUCAGACGCCGGCUGCGGAGGGCGGGUCCGGACGUCCGAGCCUACAGAUGGCAGGCUGCAUGCUUGGUUUGUCACGAGCGAAGACGAGGAGGACAUUGGUCCUAGAGGCCCCAGGGACAUCCACGGACAGGCUGCACGGAGAGCAGUUCACAUCGGGCGAGGCGGGGUUGUUGAUGCGUCCCGGGACGAGACGACAGCAUGGACUCUCAGAGGUUGAGGCUCGACUCGCUGCAGGGGUCGCCGCUGCGCAGGCAGCGUUGGACGUGAUUCAGAGGGAGAGAGAGCGGGGGAUUACUGCAUAGGUGGAGGAGGACGAGGACGCAGACACUGAAUGCGACAUAGGGAUGAUGUGCUAAUGAAUGUGUUCUUACAUAAAUGAUGUACUAAUGAAUGUCUAUUAGUCUC
Chara braunii is the source of this 2087-nucleotide messenger RNA. Lineage: Eukaryota; Viridiplantae; Streptophyta; Charophyceae; Charales; Characeae. The record is from the annotation of a GenBank genome assembly.